Messenger RNA from Phalacrocorax carbo (great cormorant), 2711 nucleotides. The record is from RefSeq and is a predicted model, not a curated record. Lineage: Eukaryota; Metazoa; Chordata; Aves; Suliformes; Phalacrocoracidae.
CCCGCGGGGCGGGGCGUGGCGGGCCGUGGGGUGGCGGGAACGCGGGGCGGCUGCCGGCAGUGCUGAGGGGAGAGACAGACAGCUCUGAGGCGACGGCGGCCAUGGCAGACCACGAAGCGGGGGUCCCGCCUAAGGGGCGGCGGAUGCACGAUGACUCUGAUACUGGCCUUGGUGUCUGUGGAUGGAUCCUGGUGAUCACUUCGCUUUUUUUCACUGUUAUUACAUUUCCUGUAUCAAUCUGGAUGUGCAUAAAGAUUAUAAAGGAAUACGAGCGCGCCAUCAUAUUCAGACUUGGACGCAUCCUAAAAGGGGGAGCGAAGGGACCAGGCUUGUUUUUUGUCCUGCCCUGCACAGACAGCUUCAUCAAAGUUGAUAUGAGGACCAUCUCUUUUGAUAUUCCUCCCCAGGAGAUCUUGACCAAGGACUCUGUGACAGUUAAUGUAGACGGAGUGGUUUAUUACAGAGUUCAGAACGCCACCCUUGCCGUAGCAAAUAUCACGAAUGCUGACUCAGCCACCCGCCUUCUAGCCCAGACUACUUUGAGGAAUGUUCUGGGGACCAAAAACCUUUCUCAGAUUCUCUCUGAUCGUGAAGAAAUUGCGCACAGCAUGCAGGCCGCACUUGAUGAGGCGACAGAUGAUUGGGGCAUUAAGGUGGAGCGUGUGGAGAUCAAGGACGUGAAAUUACCCGUCCAACUGCAGAGAGCAAUGGCUGCAGAAGCAGAGGCUGCCCGGGAGGCAAGAGCUAAGGUGAUUGCAGCCGAGGGGGAAAUGAAUGCUUCCAGGGCCCUGAAAGAGGCAUCCACGGUUAUUGCGGAGUCCCCUGCUGCUCUCCAGCUUCGUUAUUUGCAGACCUUGACCACCAUUGCUGCAGAAAAGAACUCCACCAUCGUCUUCCCAUUGCCCAUAAACAUACUGCAGGGCAUCUUAGGAAAAGAUCAAUAGGAAGAGCGGGAGGGGAGAGUUUGGGGCGUGUGUUUUUGCUACAGUGAAUGUUUGCAAUGCUGAAUUCCCUGUGUAUUGUAGCUUAUGGCAGUGUUAACAAAGUGGUUUUGCUGAGGAACCUCUUUUGUUCUCUUGUGUUACAAAGCUAUGUAAUGUCUGUAAAUAUGGACGAUCGAAAUUAUUUGUAAUUGAAAACCUCUCCCAAUGAGUACAAGCAGGGAUCUUAAAUAAGCACGUGUCCGUGCUAUCCUGGAUGGGACGCCCUUAAUCUAUGACCUCCCCUUUUCAAAUAGUACGUAAACCCAGGUGUGGUGAAGAUGGGAUGAGCCAGCAUUUGGAAAGAGAAGUGUUCCUUUUAACAAAUGGGGCUGUAACCCUGCAGGGAGGGUGGAACAGCCCUGACUGCAAACCCUCGGGGCGCAGCUUAUGUGGUGAAGUCGCCUGGCUGCCAGCAUGCGGCUGGGUUCUCUCGCUUGCACAAGGAAGGGAAAUGGAAGUUGAGAGAGGAGUGAGGAUACAAUACCGGUGUGUCCGAAAAUCAGGCUCACGCGCCCUAGAGAAGCCCCCCAUUCACGAGCAGCAGUCGUCAGGUGACGUUGCUGAAGGGGAACUUUGCACCUCUGUUCUGCCACACGUGGCCGUGCCCUAGUUAGGGAUACAGCGUGCUCGCAGCCUCUGAGGGGCUGUUCCGUGGCGUGCUCUAUAGGUUGGUGCGGCUUUAAAGCCCUGAAAAGUGGUUGGGUUUGCCUUUAUCUGUCUCCCUUAAAAAUGAUUUUAAAAAGCCAAAGUACUGAUGCCUGCAUUUUAUCCAGGUCUAAAACCUGCUUCUCUAGGAAGUAAGAUCUCUGUAACUGGUGGGGGCGUGAUGUUUAACAGAGGAUGCUGUACUGUUUAUGUAUGUGGUAACAAAUUGGUGAUUUACCUGCUGGUGCUGCUCCUGAGCAGAGCUGUAGUGUUUGUGACACAAAGGGCUUACACUUAAUACCAAAAGCCUGUAAUCUUCAGUUCACGUAGUCUUGAGCUGCAAGUCUGUUAAACCGUAUUCGCGUUUUGUACCUGUUCAGCAGAUGUAAUUACAGGUUAAAAGAGAAGAAUUAGAGACUGCGCGGCGGGGGGAGCUCCUUGGGCUGCCCCCCUCACGGGGCCUGGCAUCUGGCCUUGAACCGUUGGGAGGUGGCAGUGGACAUGAACAGCCAAGAUCAACGCCACAAGUGCCCUUCUCGCACUGGCAGCAUAAAGUUCCAAACCUGGUUUUUUAUCACCCUCCCGCUAUGAUCAGCUCUUACUGAGAGGUGCCUUAGUAAGAACAAGGACUAACUGUGCCUCCAUAGGCGGUGCCUUUGUCGCCGUUAGGAAAAGACACCCAAGCGCUGUAAGGGCGGGAGCCAGCUGGCGCUUUUCCCUUCUGCCUGUUUGCUCUGAACUCUCUUUCUCCCUUCUGAAUGAUAACUGCAGAUGGGUAGAUCGCUUUUAUUAACUCUACACUAGUUAUUACAUUAACUUCCGUUAAUAGAAGCUGAGCUUGACUUUUUGCUGGGGGGGUUGGGGUGCAGAAACACAGUUAACAAGGAUGUAAUAAUUAGCAUUACUGUGCUCACACGCCUCAAGUGGGAAACAGUAACUGCGCAGCUCGAGGCUCACCCUUGGGGAAGAGGAGUGAACCUGUAAUGCCUGCCGUUGCUGCCGUAGAUGGGUGCCCAGGAAGCCUUGUUGACACCAGGAGCGUGCUUUUUGCUCUCAGCCUGAAUAAAAAAAAAUGUGCUGUUU